Messenger RNA from Paramecium tetraurelia, 786 nucleotides. RefSeq lists its product as uncharacterized. The record is from RefSeq and is a predicted model, not a curated record. The transcript is spliced from 2 exons. NCBI's taxonomy places the organism in Eukaryota, Ciliophora, Oligohymenophorea, Peniculida, Parameciidae.
AUGAACAUUCAAAAAAAUCUAUUUAUCCAUAUCAAAUUAUAGAAAUUAAAAGAUGAGACUUCUGUAUUUAGAAAGCAUUAACAAGAAAUUAAGAAGUUUUAAUAAUAUUAUUGGAAUGUAGACAAAUAAAAAGGAAAUAAAAUUGAAUAAACGUUCUAAUAGUAUGAUUAAGAAAUGAAAGGAUUAUUGAUUCUAUAAAUUUGCAUUAUUAUUAGUCACUAAAGUACAUUUUAUAAAUAAUUUCAUUAUGAUUUCUUCAUUGUUUCAUAUAUUAUUAUGUAUAGUUAUAGCAGUAGGAAAGUCAUUUUUAGAAAGUUGGAUAAAUAUAAAAUAAAUAACAUUAGGAACUACUAUUUUUCGUGUUGGAAUAUUUUUUAAAUCAAUAUAUAAAAUUUAAAAUACAUUCUUAAAUCCUAUGUUUAUUAGGUUUUAAUUAAUAAUUCUCAUUAAUUUAAUUCUAUUAAAGUUUAUAUCCAGACCAACAUUAAUGAUUGUAGGAUGAUAAUUAAACUCAUUAUUGUAUUUAAUAUAAAUUAAAAACUUGAAGGAUUGUAAGAUCAUUUUGAAUUGACAAGACCAAAAAGAAAGAAAUCAUUUAAAUUUUCUAAGCUAAAUAAUAUAAAACCUUUCCAAUAAAAAAACUCUUAAAAUUCUUUUAGAAUGAUUGACAACUUGAACUAGACAGUUCUAAUUAAACCACCUGAGAUCAAUUAAGAUAGUAGCCUUAUAUAACUAUUUAUCUUUUUUGAAAGAAUUAUUUUAACCAUCGAUUAUAUCCAAAUAUGA